AUGAGUGACCGCCCAGACUUGUCCGAAGUGGAAAGAUUUGACCGAUCAAAACUGAAGACAACUCAAACGGAAGAAAAAAAUACUCUUCCGUCGAAGGAAACCAUCCAGCAAGAGAAGGAGUUCACUAAAAAGAACCUAAAAUGA
This is a messenger RNA of Acomys russatus (golden spiny mouse), 144 nucleotides long. RefSeq names its product thymosin beta 15A (gene Tmsb15a). Gene Ontology annotation, biological process: regulation of cell migration; actin filament organization. Gene Ontology annotation, molecular function: actin monomer binding. The record is from RefSeq and is a predicted model, not a curated record. Gene Ontology annotation, cellular component: cytoplasm. Lineage: Eukaryota; Metazoa; Chordata; Mammalia; Rodentia; Muridae.